GGUGGGGCAUCAAGGAGUUAAAAUAUCUACGUUAGAACGCAGCAAAAUUAUCCCUUCAUCUUGUUCUUAUUAAAAAAUUAUCGAUAGUAGUGAUCGCAUAUUUUCUUUGUUCUAGCUGACUGCUACACGGAACCAGCGUUUUACCAAUUUAAAAGAUGGAGUUAUGAAUUCGAAUCUUAAAAUCUUAUCACUUUAAAAUAUGGUUUGGGUGUAGAUGUUCCCCCCCCCCCGGUUGACGUAGGAGCUAGGAUUAUCAGUUGUACUGACAUGUAUUAUGGAGUUGAGGGUGAAUGAUAGAUAUGAUCAUGCAGCUGAGAACACGUUGCAUAAAACCUAGUAACACGAAGGGAAUAGUUAUUCGCCAUUUUCAAGUGAAAAGGUCAAGAGUAACACUCAUGUUUAGGUGCAACCGCUUUUUUGUUGCAAACUCAAAUUCUGCUCUUUUGAAGCUAACAAUCCUUACAGAUCACUCAAAAUAAGUAGACAACAAAUAUGACCAUCCAAUAUGCGCUUACUUUCAUUCAACCACUUGUAUUAAAUAUCUAACAAGAGUGCUAAUCCUCCAUUAAAAAUGGUUCUGAAAAAUUUCGUCUCCUUCGUGUACAGCUUCAUAGGCCUCAGAGGGCAUCCAAGGAUUAAUGAUGCGGCGGCGGCGGCAGCAGCUUGUAGGAGAAUCACAGUGGAUGUGUCGGGCAACGUCAAGCAAGGCGUGCUCGAAUCUCCUGUCGGAUCAAGUUCAUCCGAAAUCAUAGAAGCCGAAGGUGAAUACUGUUGUGUUUGCUUGUCGCGAUUGAAGGCAGAUGAGGACACGAGUGCUUUACCUUGCUUGCACAGGUUUCAUAAGGUAUGCAUAGAAGGAUGGUUUAAUAAUGUGUGUCGAAGAACUUGUCCGCUGUGCCGGUCGUCCAUGGGGGGAGAAGAGAGGUCUCAUAAGAGAGAAGAACAGUUCACUGAAGAGAUGGUCGAAGCUCAUAAAGAGAAUUGCCUUCCACACGAGUGGGAGAAAAAAAAUUCAAUAACUCCGUUGCUAGAAUCCAAUCCAGGCCUCCUGGGUCUGGGUGAAAGCCAGACAAAUGGCCGCUGGACGACAACGGAGCUGUUUCAUGUGAUGGCUGCAACAUAGUACUGACGAGGCCUGGUACCAUCGCUUUGCUUUGCACCAAUCAAAAGUCAAUUAUUGUAUUAAAAAAAUACGUGAUCAUUGUUAUUUUUUUUCUUGCUUGUAAUGAAAUAUUUGAAA
Populus euphratica (Euphrates poplar) is the source of this 1240-nucleotide messenger RNA. RefSeq names its product E3 ubiquitin-protein ligase RNF133. Gene Ontology annotation, cellular component: plant-type vacuole. Bases 572 to 1123 code for a protein of 183 amino acids. Gene Ontology annotation, molecular function: ubiquitin protein ligase activity. The record is from RefSeq and is a predicted model, not a curated record. Lineage: Eukaryota; Viridiplantae; Streptophyta; Magnoliopsida; Malpighiales; Salicaceae. Gene Ontology annotation, biological process: ubiquitin-dependent protein catabolic process; protein ubiquitination. The transcript has 2 exons.